AUAAAGCUGUAUUGUGAAACGUUCAACAUUAAGCAUUUUUCCUUACUACAGUAAAUAUUAUACAUUUUAAAAAUAAAAAAUGGAAGAAACUUUUAGCAUAUAUUUUUUCCGAGCUAUGAUUGUACUCGGAAUCUUUGCAUUAACAAAUGGACAAUUCGGGGGAUAUGGGAGAAGACGAAUCAUACCGAGAAGAAUGUACCCAAGAUAUCCUAUGGGUGGUGGUAUGAUUGACCCAUAUUCUAGAGGAUCUAUUAUAGGCGAUCCUUACGUUGAUCCAUACAUUGGGACUGAUACACUUGGAGGUGGAAUCUAUCCUGGAGGAGGUAUAGGCGUUAUUGGAGGUCGACGACGCCCAGUUGUCGUUGAUGACAGUUCAAGAAGAAAUGCUCAGGAUAUAAAUGUGUCAAACAAUAAUGUUAAUCGAGAAGUUCGUACAGAUUCAAAUAACGUCGUUGUAAAUCAAGUUACAAACACUAGGACUUGUGAGUGUCAAACUGGUCAUAUAAUGGGAGGACAAUGUGGUCCAUAUCAACAAUGUGUGUCAGACAGUUCAUGUAGUGGCGGAGGAGGAAACGGAGUAUGUCGAGACACUGGUAUGGGCGGUGGUUUUAUGGAUGGUCCAUUUGUGGGUGGUCCCGUCGUUGGCGGUCCCAUCAUGGGAGGCCCUGGUGGUUUUGUUGAUGGACAUGGUCAUGGUCAUGGUGGAAUGAGGAUUGUUUAACUGUAUCAAAUGUAUAUAACUUCAAUAAAUUAUUUUUAAUAAAACAGUUUAAAUUA
Molecule: messenger RNA, 777 nt
Organism: Ruditapes philippinarum (Manila clam)
Lineage: Eukaryota; Metazoa; Mollusca; Bivalvia; Venerida; Veneridae
Exons: 4
Coding region: 80-721 (213 amino acids)
Source: RefSeq, a predicted model, not a curated record